Messenger RNA from Aplosporella prunicola CBS 121167, 1808 nucleotides. RefSeq lists its product as uncharacterized. The transcript is spliced from 3 exons. NCBI's taxonomy places the organism in Eukaryota, Fungi, Ascomycota, Dothideomycetes, Botryosphaeriales, Aplosporellaceae. Bases 185 to 1708 code for a protein of 507 amino acids. The record is from RefSeq and is a predicted model, not a curated record. Gene Ontology annotation, molecular function: transmembrane transporter activity. Gene Ontology annotation, biological process: transmembrane transport. Gene Ontology annotation, cellular component: membrane.
CACCCGUAUCCUGAGGCACCAUAAGUUGGGAUCUCCUCUGGAGACCAAUUCGAUCUCUUGCAAUUCAACUUAAGGGUUGGUUGUUCCAGCAUCCCUUCAGUGUUCCUUGUGCGUCGCACCUUUUCCACACCACUUUCCGGAAACAGUGCGCGCAGUUUUUUGUUAAAAGCCAUCUGCACCCACCAUGCGCCUCGAGGCAGAAACAAGCAUAGCGAAAGCCCCUUUCACAGCAAGCUCAAUUGACCCAAGAAAACAAAGAAAUGACGUUGGCCCAAUAUCGAAAUACAACACUGAUUCGGAGGUUGGAGAAGUCGAAGAGGUCGAUCCGAAAAAAGAACGGAAACUCGUCUGGAAGCUCGAUUUCAGCGUAAUGAUACUGAUAUUUCUGAUGUACUUUUUCAACAGCAUCGACCGCUCCAACCUGGGUAAUGCCAAAACAGACGGUAUGGAAGACGACCUCGAUUUCAAGGGCAACCAGUAUUCUGUCUUGGUCAUGGUCUUCUCCGUGACAUUCUGCGGAUUAUGCCUGCCGGCCAACCUUGUCACGCGCAAGUAUCAACCAAAGUGGUUCCUGAUCGCCUUCAUGGUGUCUUGGGGAACCAUGGCUAUGAUCUGCGCUGCGUGCAAGAACUUUGCGCAGAUGUUGGCAGUUCGAUUGCUUUUAGGUGUUGCUGAAGCUGGAUUUGCUCCAUGUUCGAUGUUUUACAUGAGCACAUUCUAUACCAGAGGCGAACUGGCUACCAGAUUCGCCAUUUGGUACACAGCUACCGUCAUUUCGGGCGCGUUUUCCGGAAUGAUAUCUUACGGUCUUUUCCAACUAGGUGGUCCCUUGCACGGCUGGCAAUACCUAUUCAUCGUCGAAGGUGGAUUGACUGUACUCGUGGCAACAUUUGCUGCUCUUAUUUUGCCUGAGGAUCCCUGGACGUGCCGCUGGCUGACAGAAGAAGAAAAGGCCAUGUGUAUAACUCGAGGGAAAAGAGACUCAUCUUCCAUUGUUGGCUCCGCAUGGAACUUCAGGGAAGGCAUGCAACCCUUUAAGUCUUGGCAAAUUUAUGCCUGGGCUGUAAUAGGGCUUUGCUAUGGCACUUCUGGCAAUGCCGUCGGAUCGUUCCUCCCGCAAAUAGUGCAGAUGAUGGGCUUCUCGACGCUCAAGACAAACCUAUAUACCGUAGCGCCAAACCUGGUCGGAGCUGUCAUACUCUUUAUGAUUGCACGAUCCAGUGACCACUUCCGUGAGCGGAGCGGACAUCUCAUCCUCUCACUGCUCAUAACGUUUGUGGGGUGGAUCAUUCUCAUUUGCGUGAAUCCGACAGAGCACAUUGCGCUCUCAUACUUUGCCUGUUUCUUGUUAUGUGGUGGAGCAAUGACACCCACAGUGUUGUUCCAUUCCUGGCACGCAAGCAACAUGCACACGGAGAAUGGAAGAAUCUACGUUAUGAGUUUCCUUACAGGCGCAGCUAAUUCCGGAGGUAUCGUUUCCAGUCUGGUCUUCCGGAACCAAGAUGCCCCACGCUACAUCUUGUUUCUGGUAACUUCUGCAUGCUUCGAGGGUAUGGGCAUGGUGUUGAUAUUGUUUUUGAGGUGCUGGAUGUUGUGGGACAACAGACGUAGAGAUCGUCUAAUGGGGGUAAAGACGGUUUCUAAGGAUGUCAGAUUGAGCGACUUGUCCGGAGGAACAAAUGACGUUCGUUGGAGAUGGUUCUUAUAAACAGUGGAAGACAACUGUAAAACUCACCAGUACUUCAUAGUUGCCUCAAAGCUCAUUGCAGCAAAUUUCCCAAUUCUACUCAGUUCUCGCCUUCCGAUAU